Molecule: messenger RNA, 1365 nt
Organism: Panicum virgatum (switchgrass)
Lineage: Eukaryota; Viridiplantae; Streptophyta; Magnoliopsida; Poales; Poaceae
Product: VQ motif-containing protein 22-like
Exons: 1
Coding region: 94-783 (229 amino acids)
Source: RefSeq, a predicted model, not a curated record
CAGGAACUCUAUCUAAUACUCUACUGCUACCACGCCGCCGCCGACGACGGGCAGCAAGCAAUAGCUACUGUAGUAGCUAGCAAGCGCGCCGCCAUGGGUGACACGGGCGCGAACAUGGCCCACUGGGCCGGGCUCUACUGCGGCGGGAACGGCACGCCGGCGGCGACGGAGGCGACCGUGGUGACGGCCGCGGCGGCGGGGACGGUGUCGAGCCCGACGUCCGGCGGGUCGAUUGGCAGCCCGACCCGCGCGCAGCCGGGGGUGGAGGGCGGGCGGGUCGCGAAGCCCGCGCGGCGGCGGUCCCGCGCGUCCCGCCGCGCGCCCGUCACGCUGCUCAACACGGACACCUCCAACUUCCGCGCCAUGGUGCAGCAGUUCACCGGCAUCCCGCCCGGCCCCUACGGCCCUGCCGGCGGCGCGGCCGGCGGGCCCGUGAUCAGCUUCGGCUCCGGCGGGGACUACGGCGGCGGCGCCGCGCUGGUGCGCCCGUCGCCGACGUCGGCCGUCAUGUCGUUCGACCACCUGGCGGCGGCGUCGCAGCAGCAGCAGCCGCACCACCGGCCCGCGUCGCUGCAAGGCCAGCUCUUCAGGCCGCAGCAGCAGUACGCCGACGUCGGCUACGGCAUGCACGGCGGCGGCGGGGACAUGCCGCCGCCGUUCCUGCACGGGUUCGAGUCGUCGGCGGAGGACCGGCUGCUGCUGCAGAGUAUCCAGGCGGCGCAGAUGAUGCCCACCCGCCCGUCCUCGACGACUAGCAACAGCCAUGGCUACAACUUCGGCUGAUCGCUCCAUCGAUCUGCCACCUACCAGCUCAACCAAGGUAACAACAACAAUAAUAGAGCCAAGGUCACUUGAUCGGAUCCAGGGGAGAUCAAGAAGCCAUUAGUUUGAUUUGUGAUCAUGGUGCACGGUCGCCGUAGAUCACGAGCUGAUGAUGAUGUGUUCUUGCUUGUCGCUGAUGCUCAAGCAUUAUUUCGUUUUAUUUUUGUUGGCCUUGCUGUGUGAUCAAAGGCCAAUUAAGGUUUGCGCAAUUAGCAGUUUAGCACACAGUAAUUAGCACUACUAGUAGUAGCUUUGCUGCUUUAGAAGGAGUUAAGCUAGGUGCUAGAUGUGAAACGAAGUGCGGAGAAAAGAGGCAUGUAAAUAUAGUUGGUAGUAAAAAGUUGGGCGCGCGUGCGCUUUCGGUGUGUAGUAGAGCAGCUGAUAGUGAGGAAUCUUUCUAGAGAGAGAGAUUGCCUUGGCUCGGAAGCAAAGUCCGAGAGGGCUACUACAUGCUUGUACUGCUGAUCAAUUAUGAAGCCCCGCCGCUAACUGAUUGCACCUUGAUCAAGUGUGGCAUAUACUCCGUAUAUGCUUUAUUUUUCA